This is a messenger RNA of Tachysurus vachellii, 4027 nucleotides long. RefSeq names its product GRIN2-like protein. Lineage: Eukaryota; Metazoa; Chordata; Actinopteri; Siluriformes; Bagridae. The record is from RefSeq and is a predicted model, not a curated record. The transcript is spliced from 2 exons. Gene Ontology annotation, biological process: neuron projection development. Gene Ontology annotation, cellular component: plasma membrane. Bases 1496 to 2896 code for a protein of 466 amino acids.
UGUUUAGUUUUCUCACUUUAAAUAACUUGUGUGGUUAUUUUGAUCCUAAGAUGUAUGAGUUACUGGCUCUGGAGAGUCAGAAUAAAAAAAGUCAGUACUUUCCUGACCUCAAGAGUCCAUUGUUAUAAGUUCUGUUCUUUUAAUUCAAACUCAAUUUUGUAGAUAUUUGCAUCCCUGCAACUAUCCAAUUGUUCUUUUUCAGGGUUAGCUCUCUGUCCAGCUCUGUUGAACACUCACAGGCUCAGCAUUUACUGCAUUUAUCACAAGGUUAAAAUAAUCUAUAAUUUCCAUGUAAAGCUAUUAGCUGCAAAUCCAUACAGAAAGAUUAUGUGGGUAUUGGUUAUGCCACAAGGACAGGAGGUGGCUGAAAUUGUUUCGUGAUCUCUCAAACAGAUACUAUUUCAGUGUUCAGAACCUCACCAACAAAGAGGUGUACUUCUUCUUUAUCCUCUUCUCUAUAAAAUCAUAAAAUUAUGUUUAUAAAUGUUUGCCUUUAUAUUUCAAACACAUUUACCUUCUCUUUUGUGUUUCUUGCUCAGGACUCCCCUGUUAAAAAUGUGUUAACAUUUCUGUGAUUACAUGUGAGAGUGGAUACUGAUGUAUUUUUUCAGGUGUGUCUUGCAGAGAAGCAAAAAAGAGCCAAAACAGGAAUCAGCAAUCCCAUUGAGCAACGAUGUUGCUAUGGCAACAGCGAGAGAGUGAUGGUGAGAGCUGAGUGAGCUGCUAGAUGUUGUGAGAGGCAAUAGUAUUAUGUGAAUAGGUGUAAGAGGAAGAAUCCUGCAGCGUCUUUCGGGAGGAAGGAGAACCAAUAUCACAGAGAAUGCAAAAUAAAACUGUUUAAACUGUGCACAAAUUUGAAAAUCUCUCACUUUUUUACAGGUCGAUAAAGGCACAGCGAGGUUGACUGUCUGACUACCAUUCUGUGCUUAUAUCACUGUAUGCCCUCUUUAUCUCCAUGUCCAACCCCCUCACCCCCUUCACUACAUACAAUAACCACUCCCUCCCUUUCUCAUUCUCUAUCUCUUUGUCUUUCUUGCUCUCCCUCACACACAUAGACACACACCGUCUUUAACUCUAUGUAGGCUGGGGAUUUAAAGAUCUGCAACUGAGGCAGGCUUGUAAUCAGAUGAAACACAAGAUUAUCCCACGGAUUCCUUUAUCUUACCCACUGCUGGAGAAACAUUAAAGAAGGUGGAGGAGGAGGAGGAGGAGGAGCAGGAGGAGACUCUGGGUCACGAGGGGUAGGGUCUGACAGAGUGACUGAGUGAAAAAGGGAGGAGGGGUUCACCUGUGGAUGUGUAUGGGGAAAAGAGACACUAUUGCCGAAUCCUGUUUCCUUUCAAGGUCCCACACAGACACUGAGAUGACUGCGUGCCGACAUUAGAGAAAGGAAGAAAAGACAGAGGCAGAGAGGGCUGGGAAGGACUACUGGUACUAAAGGAAAUAUCAAGAAAAGAAUACAAAUUCUGCCUUCAACUCUCCUCACAGGUUUUCCAUGGCAGAGAUUGGGUGCCCUGUGUCUGAACCGUUUCCACCCAGGAGCACUAUCCCAUCCAACCCUACUGUCACUAAUGAGAUUAUUAAUCCAUGUUCUACUGAACUGCAGGACCUCCAGCCUGAGGAGCUCCAGAAGAGUUCUAGUGAAGUACCAUGCUCAAAAACUAUUCUGGAAGACAGAGUUUAUAUAAAAGAAAAAGACAAAUGUCUUCACAAUGCACCACGUCCCCACAGUAUUGCAGAGGUUCACAUAACCAAUGAAGCAGGUGUACAGAUAGCAUCUGGUGUGAACCCUCAGAUUGAACAGGCGUCAUUGGUGCGCCAAGAAAAUGCCUCCUCUCUACACAGACACCUAACAGACGAGAACCUGUCCCUAACCAACCGGAGGAGUCAUUCACAUAACUUUCAAAUACAGCAAAAUGACCAAAUUCAUCCUCUUCACAGUGAAACAAUUGAACCUACUUCUUUGAAUAGGAACCGAGAAGCAUUGCUUCUGUCCUUAGCUUGUAAGGAGGCCAUGCAUACACAGCAAAGCAGUAGCGUAACCACUUUCAGCAGAGCAGCAAACAGCCCAAUCCAGGCAAGCUCUGUUCAGAUUUGCACUUCUGGUUGUGCUCAGACAUCAGGAGAGUUUAACAGAGAUAUUAAACCUACUAGGUUGGAAGCAACUGCUUGCUGCAGCCCAUACCAUCAUGUAGAUGUUGAGGACACGUUCGCUGCCUACUGUCACCCCCAGCCCAUACCUGCUCCUGCCCAAGUUGUACCAAGACUAAUAAACAUGGAUGUAGACUGCAAGGUGCAGAAAGCAGGACCAACUUUGUUAUCUCUUCCCCCACUUGUUUCCUCCGUCAGUGAGACAAGACUGGAUUCUAAAAGGCUGGUCCACUGUUGCAGCCUGGACUGUAAGUGGUCUGGUCCUUUGUGCCAAGCUGGGGGUCAGGUGCAAUUGUUGAAAGAGGUAAGAAAAAUGAGAGAUGCAGGGACUAUGACCUCCUGCAGAGAGUUAAAGGACAUAGGGGUGCAAGUGGGUCAGAACUCAGAAAAGUCACCUCAACAUGUUUUCCCAAAAGUGUGUCUGGUGGACAAGGAGGAGAUUGGAACUGACAAGCUUACAGGGGAUCAAAAAGAUCCAGUAAAGGAUGUGAAGUGGGACUCAGAAGGCAUGACAUGGGAGGUCUACGGUGCCUCGGUGGACCCUGAGGAACUGGGUUUAGCUAUUCAAAAGCACUUGGAGCUGCAGAUCAAGGAGGCAGCAGGAGGAGCAACAAGGAACUCACAGAAGAACACAACCACCUCUAAGCUGGAAAUUGAGCAAAGGAAACCCAAGAGGAAGGGGGGAGUAAUGGCAGUUCUUCGUCCUUCAGUAUGUUGUAGCCGCACCUCUACUGCAGUGGACUAACAACCAAACCUGGGUUUUGUAUUUUCAAGCAUCAUAGAUUUCUCAGAACUAUACACAGUGUGUAAUAUUAGAAGUAGUACACUGGAUGAGAAAGAACAUGUGCCUAAGUCUUCCUUUCAUUUUCAGAACCUCAUGCAUUACUUUGGAAAACUUUAUUGACCUUAAGGGCUAUUUGUUUUGGGUGUACUUGUAGCCAUUUGUCUAUCUAUCAUUGUAGCACUUUAUUUCUUACUGCAGUAAAAUAAAAUGUCCCAUCAUUCUUAAGCAGCAGUAUAAUAACUUUACUAGGCUAAGACUGCAAUGGAUAAGACAGAAAGCACAAACCCAACUGUGAGCCUGUGACCAUCUGACACCUACUGACUCUUGACUAAAGUUAAAUAUCCCAGCUAAUAAUGCAAGUAAGUUCGCAGGCUAUGGUCAUAGUACCAGAACUGGCAGAGGCUGACAAGAGUGACCUUGUUAAUUGUUAACUGGUAGUUAGCAUUACCAAUUUCUACAAUCCUGUCAAACAAAUGGGUCUUCCCAAAGAACAAGGCCCCUUAAUCCUUAAAAGUCCCAGGGGUACCAAAGAAACUAAUACUGAGUUUUGACCCUGUGCUUCGUUGGAGAAGUAUGCUAAGAGAAAAGUCCUAUGUAGCAAUACAAUGUCCAAUAAAGAAUCACUGCUAUUCUGGAGAAUUCUAUAGUGUUCUAAGAAAUGUCUGAAACAAGACAUAAUUCUUUUGAUAGUCAAGAAGUAAUAAAGAACAGCAGAUAAAGACUUGAAAUAAUGAAGGUUCAAGAGAACCCAGAUUUUCACAGCAAGAGCUCCAUUAGGGGACCUAAAAACAUAUCUUAAAGUAAACUAGAUGCAAGGUCUGGGGAAGCCCUAAGUGGGUUUAAGAUUCCUUUAAUUUUCUUUGAUUAAUUGAGAUACUAAGAAUAUUAUAGUGGACAUCAGUCUAUAUUCACAUUGAUUUAGAAAAAUGCUGAAAAGAUCAGAGCAGUUUUACUUUUGUACUCGUAUUUUUGCUCAUUACAACUGCAUCCUUUCUAGUGACCUCAGGUUGAUUGCCUUUGUCAUAUAUUUUAUAUACAUAAUAUGUGUAUAUAUAUAUAUAUAUAUAUAUAUAUAUAUAUAUAUAUAUAUAU